Messenger RNA from Aspergillus ibericus CBS 121593, 2211 nucleotides. Its product is annotated as fungal specific transcription factor domain-containing protein. Gene Ontology annotation, biological process: positive regulation of transcription by RNA polymerase II. The record is from RefSeq and is a predicted model, not a curated record. NCBI's taxonomy places the organism in Eukaryota, Fungi, Ascomycota, Eurotiomycetes, Eurotiales, Aspergillaceae. Bases 1 to 2211 code for a protein of 736 amino acids. Gene Ontology annotation, cellular component: nucleus. Gene Ontology annotation, molecular function: transcription cis-regulatory region binding; DNA-binding transcription factor activity. The transcript has 3 exons.
AUGGAGGACAUCAACAUCCCUUCGCCGUCUGCCAUCCUAGGCACCCAUCAUCCCUCCACGUCGGUUGGCGGGCUUUCCAAGCCGUCUGUUUCUCCCCAGAAGCCGACUGCAGGUCAGCCUGGUACAGCCAGAGAUCAGAACAAGCCUAAGCAGUCCAAGAGCCGUAACGGUACGGUAUCAUACUUCUUUACUAGCUAUUUCAAAUGGCGCCCGUUCGAAGAGACUAAUAUCGGUGGCAAAACCGCCAGUGCCAAAAUUAAGAAAGGUACCUCGUAUCAAUUCGAUGAGAAAUCAAAUGGCCUUUCAACAUCCCCCACUACAGUGCGCCCAUCUAAAGGGCCCCAAACCCAGCAUGCUGCAUCGAGUCUACCUUCGCUAGGCUACGGGGGCUUCAUGGACCCUUCUGGCCGUUUCUCGAGGGGCGCAUCUCCUCCAAGGCAACUUUCGUUGAGCGAAAAGGGUGUCUUUCCCUCCUCAGAAGGCCUGGUAGGUCAACUGACACCAGUGAGCUUUGAUGAGGACAUUUUCGCGUCAUCCUUGACAGACAUCUCACCAUUGGGCCACUCUUCGUGGCUUUCUGAUAUACCAGCGGCUGCCGUAGGGCAACAGUCAGGGUUGGAGCAGGCUCCAGAACGUGGCCCUGGUCGAAUUUGCCCCCAAAGACAUGACAGUUUCAGCUUCGAGGCCUUGAUGGAGGGAGAUAGUGAUGAUAUUGAGGAAAUAGUAAGGAAUUCCGAUCGAAGCACGGACCCCGGACUCCUUGAACUGGCAGAGAUCGGCAUGACCCCGGUUUCGCAGGCCUCCGAAGUGCCGUCAAACAUCUUCAGAGAGCCUAUAUUUGAAAUUUCGAGCCCAGAGAUGCUGGUUCUGCAGUUCGAUAGGGUAACAUGUGGAAUAUUAUCUGUAAAGGAUGGUGUCCAUGAAAACCCAUGGAGGACCUUGAUCUGGCCACUAGCCAAGGAGACACCCGCUCUGUAUCAUGCCGUCUUUUCUCUCGCUGCCUUUCACUCAAGCAAAGAGCUGCCGGCCCUAAAGGUUUCUGGUGUGGAUCACAUGCGCAAGAGCAUCGUAUACUUGCUGCGUGACAUACAGAAGAUGAAAUUGGAUGCAGCGUUAGCCACAAGUCUGGCGCUCGCAUUUGCCGAGACUUGGGACCAGCACACCCAAACCAGUCAUUAUCAUUUAUCAGGCGCCAAGGUGCUUAUCGAGCAAGUUCUCAAGCGAGGCUUGGAAAGCAGGGUGUAUGGAAAUAACCUGGAUAGGGUUCGGUUCCUUUGCAACACCUGGCUGUACAUGGAUGUAAUCUCUCGUCUGACCUCUCGUGAGAAGCUGGGGGAUCGGGAGGUGGAUGUUUCCUUGUUCCAGUCUCAAACAGGUGCUGUGCAGGAGAUUGAUCCGCUGAUGGGCUGUGCAACGACGCUCUUUCCCUUGAUCAACCAGGUUGCUCGAUUGAUCCAGCGUGUCCGCACGACCAAAUCGAAUUCCAUUUCCCUCAUCUCUCAGGCGAUAGAACUCAAACGCCUUGUUGAGCAAUGGGAGCCACCACAGGUGUUCGAGCCCCCAGAGGAUCCUUCAUCGGAAGUACAGCAUAGUAUCCAGACAGCACAUGCUUAUCGCUGGGCAACGCUUCUGUACCUUCACCAGGCCGUUCCUGAGAUGCCGUCGGAGCCGACAUCAGAGCUUGCCAAACGUGUGCUAAUACUGCUGGCAACUGUUCCUCCCAGUUCUCGGACCCUGAUUAUUCAGAUGUUCCCGCUUCUGGCGGCAGGGUGCGAAGCGGAGCAAGAGGAGGACCGUCAGUGGGUACUAAGCCGGUGGAAAGCCAUCCAGACCCGCUUGAUGCUGGGCUCGAUCGAUCACUGCAUUGACAUAGUCCGCGUGGUCUGGAAUCGCCGGGAUGCUUUCGAGGCCGAGAAACAACGAAGACAGCUUCGUGGAGCUUCUGGACGUGCCACCAACGCUGCCGUAGAGACCUUUGGGGACGAUAGACUAUCUUACACUGGUCUUAGAUCGGGUGAGCGAAGUGCUGGUAGCAUCUACGCCAAGGAGCAUUGGAGACCCCGACGGAGCUCGGCGUUGUCCCCUCUGGAGAAUAUCGAGUUUGAGAAGACCGUGCGAGGCGGGUUGCACUGGAUUACCGUGAUGGAGGGAAAGGGCUGGCAAGGUAUGUUUGAACUUUGGACUUUUGAUUUAUUCAAGAUGUGCAUUUGA